Trypanosoma conorhini is the source of this 1191-nucleotide messenger RNA. RefSeq names its product mitochondrial carrier protein. Lineage: Eukaryota; Euglenozoa; Kinetoplastea; Trypanosomatida; Trypanosomatidae. Gene Ontology annotation, cellular component: mitochondrion. The transcript has a single exon. Gene Ontology annotation, molecular function: pyrimidine nucleotide transmembrane transporter activity. The record is from RefSeq and is a predicted model, not a curated record. Gene Ontology annotation, biological process: pyrimidine nucleotide import into mitochondrion. The coding region runs from base 1 to 1191 and encodes 396 amino acids.
AUGCGUGAUGAGUGCUGCCGCGCAUUACGGCCCCUGCCCAAACCAACGCUGCCGCCUGUGCAGUUUCUUCUUGGGCUCCGUUUGGAAAGCUUUCUACGCUUGCUUUUGUUUUAUUUUUCCCCGUAUCCUCCUUCUGCAACGUGCAACAAGACCGAAUUACUUUUGGGCGUUGCUGUAGAACACUUUGUUUUAUAUUUGUUACUAGAAACCGAUAUGUCCGACAACGCCCGAACUGGUAGGCUGGGGAAGGAGUGGGAGUACGCCGCUUCUGUCUUUGCGGGCAGCUUUGCUGGCGUGUGCUCGACGGUGGUCACGAACCCGCUGGACACCAUUCGUGUGCGACUCUCUGCGAGUCGAGGCGCCACUGGCAGGUCGCACAAAAGCCUCUUAUACACCGUAAAGGAACUUUUUGGCGGGGGCUUCAGACACGCCUUCUCGCGCGGUCUCUGGGCGAACAUGAUGGCGUCGCUGCCCUCCAACGGUAUCUAUUUGCCGACGUACCGCUUUUUGCAGGAGGAGAUGACGCGGUUCGGCGUGGAUGAGCGUAUACGGCCCGCCGUCUGCGCCUUUGGUGGCGUUUGCGUCACGAACUCCACGCUCGGCCCACUCUUUUUGGUGCGUACACGUGUGCAGGUGGAGGAUACACUGAGCGUUCGCGAGGUAUUCAGAGACGUUCUUCGUCGCGAGGGCUUCAUCGGUUUCUACCGCGGCACCUUAACAAACGUUCUCGGGCGCUUCGUGGAGGAGGGCCUCUUCUGGACAGUGUACGAGCUUCUCAGGCGCCUCACGAAGGAUGGGAAGUUCAGGGACGCCAACAAUUUCCUUGCGGCAUCGGCGGCAGUGCUGUCGCUGUCGAUGGUCGCGAAGCUAACGGCGGUGGGUGUCGCGUACCCGUACAACGUUGUCAUGAAUCACAUGCGCACCGUGAAUCACGUGACACGCCAAUGUGAACACACCCGCGUCGUCCCCACGCUCCGGCACAUUUAUCGCGCCGAUGGUUUGAUCGGCUUUUACAAGGGCCUCUCUCCCCACUUGCUGCGAAGCGUCAUUAGCAAGGCAACACAGAUCUAUGCGUUUGAAGUGGUCAUGUAUGCGUACAUGUGCUUCAAUGCGCGCCCCGCAGCGGUAGCCUUGAAUUCCCUGCCUCCCGCAGGGGUGAUGCCCGCCCUGGAGAUCCCGGAAACCGAAUGA